CGCGCAUCGAUGAGCUCCGAAUCGGUUGCUUCUGUCUGUUCAGCGGCUCAUGGCGCUGUUCUGUGAGUUGCUGUUGUGACACAAUAGGAGUGUGUAUCGUUAUCUAGUGAACAUGGGCCGUCACUCGUCAGACAGCGAGGACAACAGUCGAGGCAGGAGGAAGAGGAGACCGAGAGGACGCUCUUCCUCUUCCAGCUCCUCUGCCAGCAGAGUGACCAGCCGCAGCAAACACUCCAGGAGACGAACGCGCUCACGCUCCAGAGACCGAAACAGAGCCGCAGACAGGAGGCACAGAAAUCGCUCCAACAGCAGCUCCUCCAGAGGGUCCAGUCACAGGAGGCGGAGCCGAAGCGCAGAUAGGGGGCGGAGCCGCAGGUCCCACAGGUCUCGAUCCCGCAGCCGAAACAGAAGGUCUCGCUCCCGUCACCGAAGGUCCCGCAGUGGCAGCAGCGCUCGAUCCAGCAGGAAGCGCAGCCGCAGCAGAGAUCGAGAUCGUGGCCAGCGCCGAACCCGAGACAGAGACAAAGACCGGACACGGGACAGAACUAAAGACAAAGAGACGGACAAAGCCAAAGACAAGGAAAAACAAAGGGAAACGGGAAACAUCAAAGCUGGAUUAGAACAUCUGACUCCUGCAGAACAGGCCAAAGCUCGACUCCAGCUGGUGCUUCAGGCUGCAGCUAAAACCGAUGAAGUCCUGAAAGCCAAGGAAAGUCUGAAGGAGGAAAAGUCAAAAGAGGAAGAAGAAAUGUCUCUCGCGGAGCAGGUGAGGAGGAUAAAGGACAUCGAGGCCAUUGAGAGCGACUCCUUUGUUCCUCAAGCUUUCAAAUCAUCUCGGGAUGGCACCAAGGUGACUGAAGCUUCAGAGAUCAAGAAAGAGGCAGAGACUAUAAAAGAGGAAGUCACCCUUUUGCCCACCGCCAUCAUGUACAAUGACAGCAACACCCUGGCUCACCCUAACCUCUUCAUGGAUAAAGAGGAGGCAGAGCGGUUGUGGUUGAACAGACUGAUUUCUCUGCGUCAGGAGAGACUCAUGGGGAGUCCAGUAUCCUGAACAAAUCCAGCUUCCUCAGACCCCCAAACCUGUGCGGAUGUGGACUCGCUGUAGUCUUAGCCUCUGUAAUUCCAGCAGAUCUCAAAAAGGAGCAAGUGCUCCACCUGCUGGUUUCUAUCAGAAAUGUGAUCCAAAAUUGAAUUUCAGCAUGUGCUUAUUCUGAAUUUUUAAAUCUUUAUUCUACUUCAUACUAACUAAUAAUGGUAGUAUUGAGGUUUUAGAAGUGAUUUACACAAAAUGUGUCCUUUUUUUUUUUUUUUUUUUUUUUUUUUUUAAGUUUGAGCAGACGUUCUUCUCAUUAGCAUAGAUGACAAUUGUAUUUAGUGUGUAGUAGGGUUUUGUUGUUUUUCUUUUUUUUUGUUUUCUUUUUUCAAAAUAAAUGGUUGUAAAUCUUGGAUAAAACUUAUUAGUCAUAAACUUUGUAUAGUAAAGAAUGACAACGUGAAAGCCUAUUGAGGAAUCACGGUACAGUUUCUGCAUGGUACUGUUCAUCAUUUUUAAUGUCUAGAGUGUUUUCAUGACCAGUCUUUAGUAAGUGAGGUUGAGGGAGCUGAAGUGAGAUUAGCAGUUACUUGUGAAACUUGCUGCAUGUCAGAUAGCCAAGAACAGAGCUAUGAACAGGGGUUUUCAGGGGUGUUCUCUGAUUUGUUAAUUAGAUUUGAGUGAACUAACGUUUAGCCAAUCACAGCACGAAUCUCUUGGGCGUCUGCCAUGAGCUUCAAAUCUUGUUGCUCUUGUGAAUUUAAAAUUUAUUAUACUGUAUGAACACCCUUGGGUCACAUCACCAUACUGUCCCCCCCACUUUUAAAUUGCCUGCUACGCCCCUGCAAACAGCCUUCUUUAUUAGUAAUCAAGUCUACAGCAGACUACAAAGAGACUUAUUUUACUUAUGACUAUUCAGGGCCAUUUCUAUAUACAUACAAUGCAUAUAAUACAGUUGAGAUGAUGACUGAUGCAUUUGGAUAAUGAAAUAUUUAUUAUGUUUCAUGAGAGAUCAGGUGGUCUGCAUCCCCACAUAUAGGGGAGACCCGAGAUGGUUGUAAUACUUUUUUGCUUUAAUGUCUGUGCCUCAGCAUUUGUGCUGUUUAUCUCUCAUUACAUGAAUGUUCUUAAAUUUAUCUAUAAAACGAGGUUCUUUUGUAAACAUA
Molecule: messenger RNA, 2202 nt
Organism: Labeo rohita (rohu)
Lineage: Eukaryota; Metazoa; Chordata; Actinopteri; Cypriniformes; Cyprinidae
Gene: rsrc1
Product: arginine/serine-rich coiled-coil 1
Exons: 10
Coding region: 113-1054 (313 amino acids)
Biological process (GO): alternative mRNA splicing, via spliceosome
Cellular component (GO): nucleus; cytoplasm
Source: RefSeq, a predicted model, not a curated record